Molecule: messenger RNA, 9083 nt
Organism: Hyla sarda
Lineage: Eukaryota; Metazoa; Chordata; Amphibia; Anura; Hylidae
Gene: ARHGEF17
Product: Rho guanine nucleotide exchange factor 17
Exons: 22
Coding region: 852-7619 (2255 amino acids)
Biological process (GO): actin cytoskeleton organization; intracellular signal transduction
Molecular function (GO): guanyl-nucleotide exchange factor activity; protein binding
Source: RefSeq, a predicted model, not a curated record
GAUUGCACCCCCAGGGCUGACUUUAUUAAGGGGCGCUGGAACUUUUACAAUGCACUGACCCCCCCAUGUGUACAGACAAUGGUGCACACAAAUUCCUGGACUCUCUGCAGCCUCUGAAAUUUAGACUGGAGGAAAGAUUUGAAGGGGACACAUUAGAAAGAAAAAUGUUCCCAUACUCUCCCCUUGAACCUCGCCUCUUUUAACCUACGCAGAGCUGGCUACAACAGUGUUUUUCUCCCACGUGAAAUCAACACACAAGAGACCAGAGAGACUAAAGGAUUAUUUUACAAUUACAAUCAUUUUUUAAAAAAUUUUUUAAAUUUUUUUUUUUGGGAGAUGUGCAUGCCUGGGAUACAACAACAGCAGGGGCAUGUCACCACACUGCAACGUGACACGGAAUGUACAUUAUUCUAGCUGAACAGCGGGUGAUGGCUACGUCUGAAAGCUGGGGCUGACUCUGAGCCAGUAGAGGGUUAAACAGUAGUCAAGGGAACUUUGCGUAAACUUUUUUUUUUUUUUCUGUCUCCCUCUUGUGAUUUUUAUCUUACUGCUGGAAUACCGACAGGAACUUAGUGGAUUUAAAUGCUGCAAUUGCGAAAAGAUGAAGAUUUAUCGUGGGGCUGCUGAGGGCUUUUCCGCUCAAUCUUUUCCAAAGUUACAUGGGAUUCUUUAGGCAUGGAGACGUUGGAUUCCUCCCGAUGGAUUACACAUUUGAAUGUACUUUAAUUUAUUUUUCGAAGACUUUUUAUUUUUGUCUUUUUUGUGGAAAUUCUUACGAAAAGUAAGACCCCCUCCCCCCCCUCCCCUUGCCCCUCCACAACCUUUCACUUCGGUUGAGUUUGUUUUAAACAAUGGCUGAGAGAGAUGCCGAGAGAAAAGUUCGUAUCUACAGGAGCGUGUCUUUUAAGAAACUGGGAAACUGGAAUGCAAAAGGUUUUAGUGAAGAGGGAGGCACGGAACUGCCCGGGAAAGGAGAUGUCACCCAACCCACAUGUCAAAAAACACAUCGUCCCCCUGCCAGAUCCCUCAGCUUAACUAGGAAGGUGUCCAAGAUCUCUUCAGCCAGCAAAGACCAGAAUAACCCUUCAGUCCGGCAGCUUUCUCAACGGUUUUCGCCCCUCCAGAGGGACGAUGGGGCUGUGAGCGAUGAUGAAAACUUAAGACGAGUGGAUCAUCGUGUUCAGGCCGGAUCUGGGGAGGGCAACAGUAUAGCAGAGCCUUCUCGAGGCAGUCAACAAGACUUUAUAAACCCGACUGGGAGCGAUGGCCUCUCCCUGGCACUGCCAGGUAAGUCGCAUGAUUUUCAUAGCCCAAGCCCAAGGGAAUCUCCGAGCUCAGGGAUCUCACUAGAUGAAGUGAACGCUUUCUGUAGUUUCCUACAUCAGCCAGAUAACCGUGAACUGCUUGUAACAGAAGGGACUAACUGGCCUAGUGUUACUGAAAUGAGGAAACGUUUUGAUGAUAACACUAGGAAAGUUCCAUCCAGGACAUCUUCCCUGCCCGAUUGUGAGGAUUCAAGGCUCUCGGGCCAGCCGGGGUCUCAGGUUAGGGAGUCUGGGAUGGAGCCACAAAGACAUUGCCCCAUGGAAACUGCAACUGCCAAAAGCUUUAUCCAGUACACCAAAGAGCAGCCUUCGGGCUCUGCACACUGGCCCAAAAACCUCUCGUCAAAGGUGGAAAGCAACUAUUGCCGAGCACUAUCAGAGAGUAAAACAGAACAACAAUAUGCAUGUUUGGAUACAAAAGAACACCGAAAUAUUAACACUGGUCCCAAACCCCAGCCUCCUCCCCCUCCUCCGAGAAGCUGUAUUCCGUUUGGCCUGAAAGCGCACACACUUUCAUCUGGUCUACCUAAACAAGAGGCAAGGCAGCAAUCACUUAGUUUACAUUCCUGGCAUAGUUCAGGCAAACCACAGACAGCCCCUAAUAAUGUCAGGCUCAAAGACAUCUACAGCACAGAUGACCUGGAGAGGAACACCUUACUGUCCACCUUGGCCAAUAAGAACAGUUCUAGGAUCAGGUCCCAGGAAACCUCCUCAGGAAGUGAAGAAGAAAGUGAGCUUGAUGUCCUCAGGGAAAGUCUCAGGAAAUGCUCUCCUAGGAAGGAAAAGGACUAUUUAGUAUGUGAUAAUAAAGACUCUGUUGGGGACCGGCACAACAUACUAGCCAAUGCGACAAGUGACUUAGGCCAAAGGCCCAGCCUGUCAGAUUUGUCAGUAGAAAAACAUGAUGGACAUUCUAUAUUGUUACCAAGCAGUUUGGUUCCUACGGUCAGAUCUGAUGCUUCUUCACUUGAACCGAGUCCUUCUGCUAAUGUCUCAACCACUACUCCUCAUGAAAUGCCCAAACAGUACUUCCGAAACACUUCCGAAGCAGUAACUCCAGGCCAGCUGGCCUCUAUGUCUCCUAUGCCCACUGUGUCUCGAGUUGCAAAAGUUAACAUUCCACCCUUUAUGCCAAGUCCCUGUGGCUCUAGAAGCAGCAGUAGAUAUUCAAGCACUGAAACCCUUAAAGAUGAUGACCACUUUAAUGCUUAUUACGCUGGACAAGCACGCAGCUUCCCGGGUGGAUAUAACGUUCACCGAUCAACAAGUUUUGGCCAACAAGAAAGUAUGCCACGACCAAUUACCCGUCCAAAGCCAAAAACACCAUCUAUUGGCACCAAGCUCAAAAAUGAAAGUGUUAGUGAUGGACUACAUUGCGACCCUGAAAGUGAUGACUCUAAAAAAAUAUCUAUGUCAAAUCCAGAUAUAACGUCAGAUACCCUCAGCUUAUUGACUUACUUAAAAUCAGACAUUUCAGAUUUGAAAGUGAAAAACAGAGGCCAAGGGACCAGUGAAAAGGAAGGAGCCUGCUCCAGACUUGAGGCCUGCCAGGAAUCUUCUAGGCAGCAAAGUUUAGCUGGGCGAGGCAGACCUGCGGGGCAGAACCGAAUUCAACAAGGGAGCCGUCCAACAUUAAAAGACUUGACUGCUACAUUACGACGCACAAAAUCCUUCACGUAUUCUGAGAAACUGGGAUCCCGACGUGUGUCCAUGCACAGUUCCAUGAAACAGAGUUCAUCGGAACUCAUGCUGGCCACUACAUCCAAUAGUGAUGGUAUAUUUUCCCAUCUAGAAGCUGCUAAUAGUGUAGAGGAAAACUAUAAUGAACCAGAGACAAUGCAGGAUCAAUACAUCCAAGAAGCCAGACAGGUAUUUGAAAAGAUCAAACAGAUAGGGUCUCAGGAUGACUAUACUUUUGAUCAGGAAAUCAUUGAACAUCUCAAAAGUGAAAAAAUGUCUCACGUAAGUGUUGAUGAAAAUGGUGAUGGCAAAUGUAUGGAAAAAUGUCCAUCUAAUGAGACUGUAACUAAUAGGAAAAUCUCUGACUUAUCUGGGAAUGAGUCUAGCAUGACCGAUGAAGGCAUUGUUACCGAGGUAGACCCUACACCUUGCACGUCAUAUCGAGACCUUGGCCAGAAACUUAAAGUGUGGAAAUCAACAGGCGUUUCCCAGGAAGAAAGUGAAUUUUUGCAUGCCCAUAAUGGAGACUAUAACACAAUCCAAUCCCAUACGGGUAAUUCAGAAAGUACUCUGUGCCCUGAUGCUGCACAUAUGGCAAACACUCCAGGACCUACAGAUGCUCCUCCAACACCUGGAACAGUAAGACGUAGACGGAAAUUUCCUUCUCUUGGUAAUAGCGGUACAGAUUCUAGUAGUGGAAGCAACGGUGAGUCAGGGAGCGAGGCCUACAGAUCUCUGAGUGACCCAAUGCCUCACCGGAGAUACUCUAUCACUGAAGAUGCUAAAAAAUUCUCUAUGGAUAGUAACCUCCUGGGGUCUUUAAAUUCAAAAUCUGGAAUCUCCGAUUCUUCAGUCAUGGCACUAUCUGAAUGUACUGGCAGUGCUGCAAGUGUACUUUCUUUCAGUAGUGAUGGUGUUAAGGAUUACAACACAGUCAUCCAAAAUAUAGUUAGUCAACCUGGAGCACUUGAUAAAGUCAUUGAUGAAAAGGGCAAUGGGAAGACCAUUAAGAAAAAGUCAUUUAGCGACCCAAGUCGUCGUGGAGAAUUGUCUCCCGCUGGCCUGGAAGAUUCCACUGAGCCUUCCAAAGACUUAGAACAAUCCAUCCUGGCAUCUACCAGUGAACCCAUACUAUCAGAGCAAAGGGAUGAGUUGGAAGAACUGGACGAGAUGGAAGAGGAGGCAAAAUUUAACACUCAACCAGAGUUACCUACUGACUUGGAAGAAAAUGGUUUGGAGGCAAAUCAAAGUUUAAGUUUUGACCCAAACCUUGUAAAUGUGUUAUCUCCCAGGGUGGUUAGGCGCAGCUUUAAAAAGCGCUCCAACAGAAUUGGUAGCCAUGAUGGCAACAAGGAAGGUGAGGAACCAAAGGAAGCACUGGCGAAAAUCAGGCAAGGUAGCAAACAUGUACGACACACAAGUGAACCAGCAACAUUUAUUCCAAUCUCCCCUCCUGAAUGCAAAGUGUUGGGCCAUGGUGGUGCCCAGGUGACAAACUUAGAGCCUACAAGGCCUCAUAUCAAGCAGUAUCCAGUUUUAAGCCCCUUAGUGGAUGUAUCUAAGUCAGCUCCUGUUAAUGCUGGUAAUUCCUUCAACCCUAUGGAUUUGCCUAGGACAGCACCAAGUACUCCAACCACAACCGAACCCAAACCAUUGAGGGUUCCCAAGCCUAUUGAAGAGCACGGGAACCGGAGCAAGCCCACUGUGGAUAUGCGGAAACAUGUCUUUCUGACCCUCCAGGACACGGAGCAGUCAUACGUGGAGUCGUUGCGUACACUUAUGGAGGGUUACAUGAAACCAUUGAAGCAGCCGGAGAAUUCCAUCUUGGUUGACCCCUCUCUGGUGGACGAGAUCUUUGACCAGAUCCCGGAGCUGUUGGAGCACCACGAGCAGUUCCUCGAGCAGGUCAACCACUGUGUGCACAACUGGCUGGACAUCCAGACUGUGGGGGACAUGCUGGGCCAGUCGUUUUCCAAGGAAAUCCUGGUCAGCAUCUACUCAGCUUACAUCGAUAAUUUUCUCAAUGCCAAGGAUGCGGUCCGGAUAGCCAAGGAGGCCCGUCCUGCUUUCAUCAAGUUUCUGGAGCAAUGCACUCGUGAGAACAAGGAGAAGCAGGCGCUGUCAGACCUCCUGAUCAAACCCGUCCAGAGGAUCCCACGAUACGAGCUCAUCGUCAAGGAUCUGCUGAAGCACACUCCUGAGGACCACCCGGACCACCUGUGCCUUCUGAAUGCCCAGAGAAACAUCAAGCAGCUGGCAGAGAGGAUAAACAAGGGGAUGAGGAGUGCGGAGGAGGCCGAGAGAGACACCCGAAUCCUGCAAGAAAUAGAGGCUCAUAUAGAGGGCAUGGAGGACCUUCAAGUUCCAUUCCGGAGGUUUGUGCGGCAAGAGAUGGUGGUAGAAGUGAAAGCUGUUGGGGGUAAGAAGGACCGAUCGCUCUUCCUGUUCACGGAUCUGCUCCUCUGCACCACCCUGAAAAGGAAGUCGGGCUCCCUGCGCCGCAGCUCCAUGAACCUGUACACAGCGGCCAGUGUGAUUGACAUCGCCAGCAAGUAUAAGCUGCUGUGGAAACUUCCCCUGGAGGACGUGGAAGUUGUGAAAGGAACGUCCCAAACCUCGAACAGGGACAGCAUCCAGAAGGCCAUCGGCAGGCUAGAUGAAGAUCUCAGCACCAUGGGGCAGAUCAGCAAACUCUCCGAGACCCUCAGCUUCCCGCACCAGACUCUUGAUGAUGUCAUUAAGGACAUGAUGGCGUCCGUGCAUCGAGAACUGGCCGAGAAGCAGUCCCUUUCCUUCUCCAUGUCCUUCCCACCGAAUAAAGUGGAGCUGACCACCACCAAAGCGGACGGCACCGAAAGCUACAUAUUCGAGUUCAGUAACCCGGACGCCAGGCUCCAUUUUGAGCAAGCCUUCGAGGAGGCCAAGAAAAAGCUGGCUACCAGCAAGAAUCGACUGGAUCCUGAAUUUCUGAAGGCCAUCCCUAUCAUGAAGACCCGCAGUGGAAUGCAGUUCUCCUGUGCGUCUCCCAGUCAGAGCAGUCCUGACAACAUGCACGAGGUUUGGGUGUGUAACAGCGAUGGUUACGUGGGGCAGGUCUGUCUGCUGAGCAUCAGGAACGAACCGACGGUGGAAGCGUGUAUCGCUGUCUGCUCUGCCCGCAUCCUCUGCAUCGCCUCGGUGCCUGGACUCAAGAAGACUUACAGCAGAGAGAGACCCCCAGCCCUGAUGAAUCGGCCAUCGGAGCAGCUUCCGCAGCACCUGGAUGAGCCUUCAUCUCAGCAGUGCCUCCAUAUCUCCAUCUCCGGGUCCUCCCUGGAGCUCUCAGAACACACAGACAGUGCCAGCCGGGACUUGGUGCCCUUCGACAGUGACGAUACCGAUGACGAAUCCUCUCCCAGCCCCUCCGGCACCCUCCAGAGCCAAGCCAGCCGCUCCACCAUCUCCUCCAGUUUUGGAAAUGAAGAAAUGACAAGUGCCAAGGAUACGACGGCAGAGACCACCAGCUCUGAAGAAGAACAGGAGCCUGGAUUCCUGCCCAUCCCCAGCAAUUUCAACCAGAAUAGGGAUAGCGAGAGUCCCACCGAUGGGCCCGCAGUGAGGAGAUCCAGCCGAGGGUCCUUCACACGGGGCAGCUUAGAAGACCUUCUGAGCAUUGACCCCGAGGCCUACCAGAGCUCCAUGUGGCUGGGGACCGAGGACGGCUGCAUCCACGUCUAUCAGUCUUCAGACAACAUCCGGAAUCGUAAGAACAGCAUGAAGAUGCAGCACGCGGCGGCGGUCAUGUGUAUCCUGUAUCUGGAUAACCAGGUGUUUGUGUCCGUAGCAAGUGGAGAUCUCAUUGUGUAUCAGAGAGAAGCAGGGAGUUUUUGGGACCCUCAGAAUUCUAAAACUCUGCCUCUGGGUUCUCCUGGGAGCCCGAUUACCAAGAUGGUCUCCAUCUCUGGAAAGUUGUGGUGCGGCUGCCAGAACAGGGUCAUCAUCUUGAACACGUCGUCUCUACUUCAGGAGCACACUUUCCAUAUUGGACAGGACCAGAACCGCUGUGUCACGUGUAUGGUCACCAGUAAUGUGGGGAUGUGGAUUGCUCUACAGGGCAGUGCCCAGGUUCGCCUUUAUCACGCCACCACCUUUGAGCAAUUGGCGGAGGUGGAUAUCGCUCCGCCCGUACACAAGAUGUUAGCAGGCUCAGAUGCCAUCAUCCGCCAGCACAAGUCGGCAUGUCUGCGGAUCACUGCUCUUCUGGCUUGUAAGGAUCUACUGUGGAUAGGAACCAGUGCCGGAGUGGUUCUCAUCCUCACCAUCACCUCCAGCACCAGCUCUUUGAAGGGCCCUAUCAACCCAGUGGGGCUCUCUCAAGGGCACACGGGCCAUGUCCGGUUCCUCACAUCUGUGGAGCUACCAGAUGGGUUUGACGUGCACUUUCCUCUCCCUGGAGACCAAGGCAAUGAACAAACAUGCGACAUGGAAAAGAGAGAUUCCACCCGACACCGACCAAAAUCCAAACUCCUGGUCAUUAGCGGAGGAGACGGCUACGAGGACUUCAGGCUCACCAACAGCAGCGAGACUGUGGGCAGAGAUGACAGCACCAACCACUUGCUGCUAUGGCGGGUGUGAUGAGCCCGGCACACAGGACUCUUAGCUAGAUCCUCUUCUAAUGUCGCUGCUGCCCAUAACUUCAUCUUUGGCUUGUCUUUUGACGUUUUACAUGCUCACGCCUCCAUCGCCCAUCCAACAUCUCCAUGAUGCAGCUUCCAGGAGCCAACUCUAGAGAGGUUUAUGAUGUGCCCGAGGGGCCCUCAGUCCACAGGGGAUAUGAACAAUGUAACAAAGCAUGGAAGUCUAGGGUGGUAUGAAAGGGUACGACUGCCAAAGUGUUCACAGUGAUGGUUACACGUCGGUACUCGUCUGUGCCUAUAGCCGAAUCCUUAAGAUGGUGGGAACUGUAGAUGUGGUCGGUGGGUUAUCACUGGCUCUCGGCACCUUCUAAGUCUACAAAAGGUAUUAACCACUGGUGAGUGAGCAGUGACUCCGGCAAACACGUCAUACUGCUGUCUGUCAGCGCUUUUGGGUUCUGUUUUUCUGUCCGCAUUUCAUACAGACACCAUUACAGUCCUCGGGACCACCCGUGGUCAGACCCAACAAGACCAAGCGUUCGACGGGUCCGACUGUUCACUCCAACUCUGUGGCUAUAAAUAAACUGUGCAUAUGUGUUGCCGGCCCGACCGGCCAUUAUUUUUUUUUUAUUUUUUUUUUAAUUGUUCUUAUUUAUUGUCAAGUGAAAAAAAACUUGUGUUCUGAAAGUUUUAAUAUUUUUUAGUGUGGUAAAACCGAUCACAUGUAUUCCCGAUCUCUACGUCUUGUGCUGGUAGAGACAAAGGGAGGGGGGGGGGGGAUUAUGAGCGACCCAAGACACAGUACUAAGCUUGGGCUUUAGACAGUAUCCGAUCCAUUCGGAGCAAGCAGUGGCCCUUUGUUUGCCUGGGCAUGCUGAAAUUUGUAGUCCCCACGCAGCUGUAGAGCUUACCUGAUCUGUCAUGAAUCGCCAUGUAUAGAAGAUCUGCCAGCUCUCCUGAUGUUUUAGUAGAUACUUGUCAUCUUUGUGAAAAACUCCUCUGUUAUUCCUCCUGGAAAUGUGUUUACAAAUGGGUGUUUGUUACCAGUUUAGUGUCUGCGUCGUUUCCAGGAAGAAUAACAGAAGAACAGCACAGAGCAGAAUUCAGGAGAACAGAGAGCUCGGAGUAUACAGGAUUUGAUAGGUUGGAUUACUUUUUAAACCUUGUGCCUUGUGUAAGUACAAACCUGAAUUGUUAUUAUAGUGAUGAUACUGAUUUAUGUCAUGAAUGUAAGACGUUUCCCCAGGGAUGACAUCACAGCAUCGGCAGAUACAGGGUAAUGAAUACAUAUUCCGUGCUCUUGAUUGACGCUGGGUCCGGAAUGACCAUCCUUGGGAGGUGGUCAGGGAAGGAAUGGCCUAUGCUACACGAUCACCUGGAGAUCCUUCCCCAACAUGUGAUUACCUUCUAAACUGAUAGGGGUGGGUUUUAGUUCAAAAUGUACAUCCCCUUUAAUAAAAAAAAA